GAUGUGGCACAGUUGCGCGUUGCCUGCCUCUGGCUCGAAACAAGGUGACCCCAAUAAGGACAUUGCGUCAGUGCUGUACUUGCUACUGGAGAGGUGUUGUGUCUUGUGGAGUCAUGAGGCAUCCGACGGAGCCUAGAGAUGAGAUCCGUGAGCAUUGCAAGGAACUGCUAUUAACUGAUGUUCAGAUCAGUGAGAUAAUGAAUCGGCUUCUGGAGGACAUCCAACUGGGCCUCCGGAAAGACACUCACGAAAAGGCUAUUGUCAAAUGUUUUGUGACCUAUGUUCAGGACCUGCCCAAUGGCACUGAACGAGGAAAAUUCUUGGCACUGGAUCUUGGUGGUACAAAUUUCCGUGUGUUGAUCAUAACUCUUGGAGAAAAGCACUUUGAUAUGAAAUCAAAGAUUUAUGCCAUACCACAAAGUAUUAUGUUGGGAUCGGGAACACAGCUGUUUGAUCACAUAGCAGAAUGCUUGGCAAACUUUAUGAAGGAGCACAACGUGGGAGAUGAACGACUCCCUCUUGGAUUUACGUUCAGUUUCCCGCUCACACAGAAGGGACUCACGAAGGGUUUACUAGAACGGUGGACAAAGGGGUUUGAUUGCAGUGGAUGCGUCGGGGAAGAUGUGGUUCGACUUCUGAAGGAUGCUCUUGCCAGAAGAAAUGAUGUACAAAUUGAUGUUUGUGCCAUUCUCAAUGACACAACAGGAACAUUAAUGUCUUGUGCAUGGAAGAAUUUCAACUGCAGGAUUGGCCUCAUUGUCGGAACAGGCAGCAAUGCGUGUUAUGUUGAAAGUGUUGACGGAGACAGAUCAAAACCAUACGUUGUCAUCAACACGGAGUGGGGAGCAUUUGGCGAUGAUGGACGGCUAGACAUUGUCCGUACGGAGUACGAUCGUGAAAUCGAUCAGCACUCUAUCAACCCAGGAAAACAGCUACAUGAGAAAAUGAUCUCUGGAAUGUACAUGGGUGAACUUGCGAGGUUGAUCCUGGUCAAGUUUACUAAACAAGGUCUCUUGUUUGGAGGAAAGGGCUCUGAUCUGCUCUACAAGAGGGGAAACUUCUUCACUAAAUAUGUUUCUGAAAUUGAGAGUGACAAGAGGGGAAGCUACGUGAACUGCCGGCAAGUGUUGGAUGAACUGGGCCUGAGCCAUGCGACCGACCAAGACUGCAGCAACGUGCGUUACGUAUGCGAGUGUGUGUCAAGGCGUGCCGCACAUCUCGUGUCGGCUGGUGCGGCCACACUGAUUAACAAGAUGGGCAAAGAUAACGUGACUGUGGGUAUUGAUGGUUCAGUGUACCGUUUUCAUCCGCACUUCCACGACCUCAUGACCGAGAAGAUUGCACAGCUAGUAACACCUGGCAUUAAGUUUGACAUCAUGCUUUCGGAGGAUGGAAGUGGACGAGGCGCGGCUCUAGUGGCAGCCGUAGCUUGUAGGGAUCGGUGAAGUAGACGCAAUUUGUAACGUAAUGAAACUAUGAUUAGAACUGUUUGUACACAUUAGACUACUUGGGUUCCUAUAGAUGUAAUUUUGAAGACCACAAUAUCAAGUAUGUUUGUAAAGUGUACUUGCUGUGAUAGUGGACAGAGCCACCGUAGAUCGAUCGGCGAGGACGAACUUACUUCCGUACGAAGGAUAAAUAUCUGUUUGUGUGCGUUUGUACUCGAUGAAUAGGAAGUGUAUGAUCAUCUGGACUGUCUGAUCCAAGUGAAGGAAAUAAUCUUGCUACACAGCAUGGAGGCUGAAGAAUGCAGUUGAGAUUUUAGUUUCACAGUUCUUCAAAUGAACUUGUUUUUGUUGUAAUUUAUUACAUUUAUGGAAUAUUUAGCUGUUGCCAAAUUUUUAAAUUGAUAUUUAAAGUUAUUUUUUAAUUGUAUGAAUAUGCAAACUGAAGAUUAUUUUAGAUGAAAUUAUAAAUAAACAUUGUUUUAGAAUUUUAAUUGUUGUUUCUGCAUGCAGUAAGUUACUUAGAAUUUCCAAGCAGUGUAUAAAUAUAAAGUCCGCAGAGUAUAAGAA
Zootermopsis nevadensis is the source of this 2015-nucleotide messenger RNA. The record is from RefSeq and is a predicted model, not a curated record. Lineage: Eukaryota; Metazoa; Arthropoda; Insecta; Blattodea; Termopsidae.